Molecule: messenger RNA, 1363 nt
Organism: Oncorhynchus kisutch (coho salmon)
Lineage: Eukaryota; Metazoa; Chordata; Actinopteri; Salmoniformes; Salmonidae
Product: apolipoprotein A-I
Exons: 4
Coding region: 325-1092 (255 amino acids)
Biological process (GO): lipoprotein metabolic process; cholesterol efflux; cholesterol metabolic process
Cellular component (GO): extracellular vesicle; high-density lipoprotein particle; very-low-density lipoprotein particle
Molecular function (GO): phosphatidylcholine-sterol O-acyltransferase activator activity; cholesterol transfer activity; phospholipid binding
Source: RefSeq, a predicted model, not a curated record
AGUCUGGUCUGUCUAUGUUCAGUCUGUCAGGCUCAGAGAAUGAAUAUGAACGUAACAAAAUAAUGUAUUGUCAUUGUGUAUUGUAUGUGCAUGUGUGUGUGUGUGCAUGUCAAUAUAGUAACCGCACAGUCAUGUGAUGACAGCCAGCAAGGAGUUGUAGCAGAAGCAGGAAGAGAGGUGACAUGGCAGUGACUCCUGGACUUUGGGCUUACAUCUACAGCUCUGGUUUCGACUAUAUAUACAGCAUGGCACUGGCCUGAUAGACACACAGACAGACUGAAUACACAGAGAUACACCAGGAAAAAAACAGUGAGAAACGCAAAUAUGAAGGUGUUGGCGGUGCUUGCAAUUGCUAUACUCUCUGGUUGCCAUGCUAACCUAUUCUAUGCCGAUGAGCCCAAGCCACAGCUGGAGCAGCUGACAGAUGCCUUCUGGGACUAUGUUGCCAAGGCAACAAAAACUGCCGAUGACACCGUCCAGAUGAUCAGGAAGUCUCAGUUGGGACAGGAUGUCAAUGACCGCAUCACAGAGAGCGCUGACGUGGCCAGCCAAUACGCAGUCUCCCUUCAGGAGCAGCUUCCUCCUGCAGCCAAGGACCUGAUGACCAAGAUUACCCAGGAGGCUGAGGUGCUGAGAGAGCGUCUGGAGCAAGACCUGGGCAGUGUCAAGGGGAAACUGGAGCCCUACGCAGAGGAGAUGAAGACCCAAGUCCAGCAGAGAGUGGAGCAGCUGAAACAGGAUCUGGCUCCCUAUGCAGAGUCCCUGGACUCCGAGACCCUGAGGGCCACCCUGCUCCAGAAGAGUGAGGAGCUGAAGGGGAGUCUGGAGCAGAGUGUGAAGGAGCUGCAGUCCCAGCUGGGUCCCUACACGGAUGAGCUGAAGCAGAAAGUGGACCUGCGCCUGCAGGACUUCCAGAAGAGAGUGGCCCCCCUGGCCGAGAACCUCCAGAGCGAGCUGACCACCAGAGCUCAGAUGGUGCAGCAGAGCCUGGCCCCCUAUGCUGAGGACCUGAAGGACAAGCUGGACCCCUACGCCCAGGACCUGAAGGCCCAGCUCACCGCCCUCUACCAGGCCUUCACCAACACCAACUAAAUGGCCCAAACCUACACCACUUCUUGACCCUCUGAAACGUUUUGAGUGAUUCUGUCAUACCCUGAACUGCACUGUAAAACAUGGAAACUAAACUGGGCAUAUACCCAGAGCAUCAUAUUUAUUAUUAUUUAGUGCAGGGGGCGAAAAAUGUAAAACAAGCAUUCACACUCAAAUAUUUAUAUGUGUUUGUUUUACCUUGUUGAAUAAUGUCAACUUUUUAUAAUUUCAUAAUUUUUUAAAGACAAAUAAAGAUAUUGAAAUUAUGAACAUA